This is a messenger RNA of Rhagoletis zephyria (snowberry fruit fly), 961 nucleotides long. Its product is annotated as flocculation protein FLO11-like. The record is from RefSeq and is a predicted model, not a curated record. Lineage: Eukaryota; Metazoa; Arthropoda; Insecta; Diptera; Tephritidae.
AUGGCUAGCACAUCUGAAGCGGGUGAGAUUACCUAUUCCACAGAAGAAAUUUUAUCUACAACCAAGAGCGGAGCUACUGAUCAGAUUUUAUCUUCAACUGGCAAUGAGGAAUCAACGCUCAAUCCAUAUGCAAGCACUUCUUCCACGGAAUCGAUAACAAGUCCUACGGCUAGCACAUCUAAAGCAGGUGAGGUCUUCUCUUCAACGGAAGAAAUUUUAUCUACAACCAGGAGCGAAACUACUGAUCAGAUUUCGUCUUCAGCUGGCAAUGAGGAAUCAACGCUCAAUCCAUAUGCAAGCACUUCUUCCACGAAAUCGAUAAUAAGUCCUACGGCUAGCACAACUGACGUAGGUGAGAUCCCCUCUUCAACGGAAGAAAUUUUAUCUACAACCAGGAGCGAAACUACUGAUCAGAUUUCGUCUUCAGCUGGCAAUGAGGAAUCAACGCUCAAUCCAUAUGCAAGCACUUCUUCCACGAAAUCGAUAAUAAGUCCUACGGCUAGCACAACUGACGUAGGUGAGAUCCCCUCUUCAACGGAAGAAAUUUUAUCUACAACCAAGAGCGGAGCUACUGAUCAGAUUUCAUCUUCAACUGGCAAUGAGGAAUCAACGCUCAAUCCAUAUGCAAGCACUUCUUCCACGAAAUCGAUAAUAAGUCCUACGGCUAGCACAACUGACGUAGGUGAGAUCCCCUCUUCAACGGAAGAAAUUUUAUCUACAACCAAGCGCGGAGCUACUGAUCAUAUUUCAUCUUCAACUGGCAAUGAGGAAUCAACGCUAAAUCCAUAUGCAAGUUCUUUUUCUACGGAAUCGAUAAAAAAUCCUACUGCUAGCACAACUGACGCAGCUACUGAUCAGAUUUCAUCUUCAACUGACAAUGAGGAAUCAACGCUCAAUCCAUAUGCAAGCACUUCUUCCACGGAAUCGAUAACAAGUCCUACAGCUACCUCACCUGAAGCAG